AUGUCAACCCGACUGUUCACCGAGGAACGCGAUGUGAUUUUGGACCCACUCAAGGCGCACCGGUGUCGCUUGAUCAAAGACAAAGAGGAGUUCGAGCCGAUGACUCGAGCGAGUGAAAUCAUGUUGACUGCCGAGGAGCCCUCCAUACGAACUUACUUUUGUGCGAAAAGCGUUGUGACGGAUUACAUACGGAAUCACCCCAAUGAUCCGCGUGGCUACAAGGAACUUGGCAAAGUUCACCUGUACAGUUGUGUGCCUGAGAAUAUCGACUUGGCAGAAGAAGCCUUCAAGAAAGUCCAAUCACUCUCAGGCAAUAUCGAUGCAGAGGGAUGGUACUUGUGGUCUAUGUGCCAUCGGAUUCGCAUGUUCGGUUGUGGUAGCACCAGUCAGCGGUCGGACGAAAGCAAAACGUUAAACCUUCAAAACGGAAAAAGAUAUCUUAGACUUACCGAAAAAGGGCUGAAGCUGGCCCUGAAACACUCCAACGGGUCGAACGUUUAUCGUUUUGCGCUAUCUGACUUUUACAGCUCUACGAACCGGCUGUCAAAAGCACUAUCCACGCUUCAAUCUGGUAUCUCAGCCUCCCAACAAACUCAAGUAGAUGCAGCGAUCUUUCACCAACUUGGCCGAUUUGGAAUAUCUUGUAUAAAUGGCUUACAGGAAAGAGGCCGACAAGAUGGAGCGAAAGAGGUUGGCAUGGGUGCAUUGCAAUAUUAUCGACAGGCAAUCGAAAUCGGGGGAAAUGACACGGAAGAAUGGAAGGCCGAACUUGCUAAUGCGGAGUUGAUAGUGGAUCAAUUGGUUGAACAAACUUCCGACUUAGCAGACUUUUCCACCGAGCCAGACUUUAAUCCAUCAGGCCCUAUCUCCUUGAAACGCUGGCUUACUGCCUCACCCGUAUCCACUCAACAGGGUGAUGACUCCUUGUCCCCAGAAGAAGCCGACGUUUCUGGACGAUUAUCGGACCCAAUUUCGAAAGAAUCGGCUGCGAACCUGACUGAGUUUCUCGAUAGGAUUGAAAAUCAAGCCCAAACUUACCAGAACGGUGAUCCGGAUGGCUUGAUCGAGAACUUCAGAUGGCCUCACCCCCCGUCACGGUUAGGAGAGCCUCGGUUGCCAUCUCACCAACCUGGUCCAUCUAUGAAUCCUUGCCGGAGGAAUUGGGGCGAUUCUGUGGGACCGACCAGCUUCCUCUCAGGCCCUUGUCAUUUGGCAGAGCGGAAAUCGAACAACAGACCUUUACCUGAUUCUUACAACUUGACGUCAAGGUAUACUGUUGAUGAAUUCGACGAGGAUGAACUUAUUCCUUCACCAUUAGUCAAGUAUCGAGUAAAAAGCUAA
Messenger RNA from Puccinia graminis f. sp. tritici CRL 75-36-700-3, 1341 nucleotides. RefSeq lists its product as uncharacterized. Lineage: Eukaryota; Fungi; Basidiomycota; Pucciniomycetes; Pucciniales; Pucciniaceae. The coding region runs from base 1 to 1341 and encodes 446 amino acids. The transcript has 6 exons. The record is from RefSeq and is a predicted model, not a curated record. Gene Ontology annotation, molecular function: protein binding.